Molecule: messenger RNA, 483 nt
Organism: Drosophila sechellia
Lineage: Eukaryota; Metazoa; Arthropoda; Insecta; Diptera; Drosophilidae
Product: larval cuticle protein 1
Exons: 2
Coding region: 41-412 (123 amino acids)
Source: RefSeq, a predicted model, not a curated record
AAUCAGUCAACGUUCGUUCUCGAGCAGACAGAAAAGUGAAAUGUUCAUGCUUGUGGUGAUCUGUGCAGUUUUUGGACUGGUUGUGGCCCAUUCCCCAGUGCCCCAUUCCGUAGGACGUUCCGAGGAUGUCCACUCCCAAUCUGACGAUUUUCGUGCCGAUGGAUUUGGUUCCAGUCUGCACAUAUACAACGGAAUCGAGCGGACUGCCAAAGCAGAUGUCGAUGGUAUUUUCAAGGGCUCUAUUAAAUGGGUCACCCCCGAGGGCGAUCACGUCAAGGUCACGUACGGCGCUAAUGAGAACGGAUGGCAGGCGUCGAUGCCAGCCAUGACUCCGACUCUUCCACCAAUCCCGGAGGCGUUCCACUCACCGGUAUCCGAACCUCCCCAUCAUAACCAAGACUCGUCACCCUGAUCCCAGUCCCCUCCACGGACUUUUUAUCCACAUGUUAAUUAUUAUUCAAUAAAGUUGCUUACCCGACAUAA